GGAGCCAUCCCCCCGCCCAUCCCCGCAACCGACGGCUCCUCCGCCACCCGUGAUCCGUGGGGGGGACUCGGCUUGACGGGUGUUGCCCCCGGGGCCGGUCCCCGCCGCAGGAUCCAGCGGUGGCCAAAGAGGAGAGGAGAAGACAUCCCAGCGGAGGAACCGUCGAGGAGGAGCCAUGGGGAGCGAGGAGGUGGUGAGGGAGGAGCUGGGGAACCUCCACGGCAUCCCCCUCUACAAGUCCUUCGUGGAGGGCUGGCCCCAGGUGGAGGCUUUCCAAGCCCGGCCGGAUGACCUGCUCAUCUCCACCUACCCCAAAUCGGGCACGACGUGGCUGAGCGAGAUCCUGGAUAUGAUCUACCAAGACGGCGACGUGGAGAAGUGCCGGCGGGAUGCCAUCUUCAACCGGGUGCCCUUCCUGGAAAUGAAAGCACCCCGGAUCCCGAGCGGUGUGGAGCAGCUGGAGAAAACCCCAUCCCCACGGCUGGUGAAGACCCACCUCCCAAUCCACCUCCUCCCGAGCUCCUUCUGGGACAAGAACUGCAAGGUCAUCUACAUGGCCCGCAACCCCAAGGAUGUCGUCAUCUCCUACUACUACUUCUACCAGAUGGCCAAGAUGCACCCCGACCCUGGCACGCUGGCAGAGUUCCUGGAGACCUUCAUGGCUGGCAAAGUGGCCUACGGGUCCUGGUAUGAGCAUGUGCGGGGCUGGUGGGAGAAGAGGCACGAGAAGCAGCUCCUCUACCUCUUCUACGAGGACAUGAAGAAGGACCCACGGCAGGAGGUGCAAAAGAUCCUGCAGUUCCUGGGCAAGGAGGUGGCAGAGGAGACGGUGGAGAGGAUCCUCCACCACACCUCCUUCCAGGAGAUGAAGAAGAACCCUGCUGCCAACUACGAGACCAUGCCCACUGCCCUGAUGGACCACAGCCUCUCCCCCUUCCUCCGGAAAGGGAUCUCUGGGGACUGGAAGAACCACUUCACUGUAGCCCAGAACGAGCGCUUCGACCAGCACUACCAGAAGCACAUGGCGGGCUCCGACCUCUGCUUCCAGAUGGAGGCAUGAGGGCUCAUCCCCCUUCCCAGAGGGGCUCUGCUUCUCCCUGCCCCCCCCCCAGCAAGGAGGGUGGGUCUGGGGGGGAGCAUCCUCAUGCUGAUUCACUUUCCCCCCCUGCAAUAAAUUUGGGAUAACCAGA
This is a messenger RNA of Calidris pugnax (ruff), 1190 nucleotides long. Its product is annotated as sulfotransferase 1 family member D1-like. Bases 176 to 1060 code for a protein of 294 amino acids. Gene Ontology annotation, molecular function: sulfotransferase activity. The transcript is spliced from 7 exons. NCBI's taxonomy places the organism in Eukaryota, Metazoa, Chordata, Aves, Charadriiformes, Scolopacidae. Gene Ontology annotation, cellular component: cytoplasm. Gene Ontology annotation, biological process: sulfation. The record is from RefSeq and is a predicted model, not a curated record.